AUGGAUGGAGCAAAUCACUCAGUUGUGUCCGAGUUUGUGUUCGUUGGACUCACCAACUCUUGGACAAUUCAACUUCUCCUCCUGGUGAUCUCCUCCAUGUUUUAUGUGGCAAGCAUGAUGGGGAACUUCCUUAUUGUGUUCACAGUGGCUUCUGACCCUCACUUACACUCUCCCAUGUACUUUCUGUUGGCCAAUCUCUCCUUCAUUGACCUUGGUGUUUCUUCUGUCAUUUCACCCAAGAUGAUUUAUGAUCUUUUCAGAAGUCGCAAAGUCAUCUCUCUUAGAGGUUGCAUUGUUCAGAUCUUCUUCAUCCAUGUCAUUGGUGCUGUGGAGAUGGUUCUUCUCAUAGCCAUGGCCUUUGACAGAUAUAUUGCUAUAUGCAAGCCUCUUCAUUACUUUACUAUUAUGAAUCAAAAAAUGUGUUAUUUGCUUCUGAUUUCUGCCUGGGUAAUUGGUCUGACCCACUCAGCAGUUCAGUUGGUUUUUGCUGUAAAAUUGCCAUUUUGUGGUCCUAAUGUAUUGGACAGCUUUUACUGUGAUCUUCCUAGGUUCAUCAAACUUGCCUGCAUAGACACCUAUAGUCUGGAGUUCAUGGUUACAAUCAACAGUGGAUUUAUUUCUCUAGGCUCAUUCUUCAUAUUGGUCAUCUCUUACAUUUUUAUUGUCAUCACAGUAUGCAAACAUUCUUCAAGUGGUUCAUCUAAGGCCCUUUCUACAUUGUCAACUCAUAUCAUGGUGGUGAUUCUAUUUUUUGGUCCUUGUAUUUUUGUUUAUACAUGGCCAUAUCCAGCAUCACACCUAGACAAAGUGCUUGCCUUUUUUGACGCAGUUUUCACUCCAUUUCUAAAUCCAGUUAUUUAUACAUUCAGGAACAAAGAAAUGAAGACAGCAAUGAGAAGGACAUGUAACCAACUUAUUAUAUAUAGAAGAAUUUCCUAA
Molecule: messenger RNA, 939 nt
Organism: Nannospalax galili (Upper Galilee mountains blind mole rat)
Lineage: Eukaryota; Metazoa; Chordata; Mammalia; Rodentia; Spalacidae
Product: olfactory receptor 4F3/4F16/4F29-like
Exons: 1
Coding region: 1-939 (312 amino acids)
Biological process (GO): G protein-coupled receptor signaling pathway
Cellular component (GO): membrane
Molecular function (GO): G protein-coupled receptor activity; olfactory receptor activity
Source: RefSeq, a predicted model, not a curated record